Plasmodium gallinaceum is the source of this 1974-nucleotide messenger RNA. RefSeq names its product transcription factor with AP2 domain(s), putative (gene ApiAP2). The record is from RefSeq and is a predicted model, not a curated record. The transcript has 2 exons. NCBI's taxonomy places the organism in Eukaryota, Apicomplexa, Aconoidasida, Haemosporida, Plasmodiidae. Gene Ontology annotation, biological process: regulation of DNA-templated transcription. Gene Ontology annotation, molecular function: DNA-binding transcription factor activity. The coding region runs from base 1 to 1974 and encodes 657 amino acids.
AUGGACGAACAAAAUGAUUUAAAAAUUCAGAUUUUGAAUGAAGAAUUAAUAGAUGAAAGUAAAAUUAUAGAAAAAAAUAAUAUAAUAAAAGAAGAAAAUUCAUUAAAUAGAAAUGAUAAAUCUAAUAAUUCUGAUUUAACAAGUAAGGAAAAUUUAAAAGAAUUGAUAUGUAAAAAAGAAAUAGAAUGUUUAGAAAGUACUAAAAAAGAUAACUUUCAUAGUGAAAUAGAUUUAAAUAAAAAAGACGAAAAUAAUGUUAUUUUAAAUAAUCAUUAUUUAGAAAAAAAUAGUAUAAAUGAUUCAAAUAACAAAAACAAAGAUGAUGAUAAUGAUAUUAAUAAUGUAAGCACUAGUGAAAAUUAUAAUAAUAAUUUAAAUUACAUAGGUUCUAUAAGUUUUGAUCAAAAUAAAGGUGAUUCGAAUAUGGAUAUAUCACGUUAUUAUAAUAAAGAGAAUAUUGAUAUUAAUCAAGAGAAAAAUCAUAAAACUUCUCUUUUUUUAGAAAAAAAUACAAGUAAUAUAAAUAACUUAUAUAAUUUUAAUGAUUCAAAUCAUUUAUACAAUAUAAAAAAAUUAAGUGGAGAAAAUGAUAUACAAAAUUUAAGCUCUAUGAAUGAGAAAUACAAUGAUGAUAAUAAAACAGUCGUAAAUGAAUCAAAUAAUGUAAAUAUUGAGAAUGAUGAAAAUGCUCAGAAUUCAAACGAAUAUGAUAUGGAUGAUAAAAAAAAAACUAACAAAUAUUAUUUAGAAAUUAAGGAUGAUAAUAAUAAGGAAGAGGUUAUAGAUAAAGAAAAAAUUAAUAAAAAUAUUGAUAAUCAUCACAUGAGUGAUUAUUCUAGAAAUACAAAAAAAGAAAAAGAAAGUAUUUGUGUAGAAAAUACAGAAUUUAAUAAUAGCAUUAAUGGAUAUAAUAAUAUAUAUAAUAAAAUAAACUUAUCAAAUAAAAAAGAAGAAAAUCUGAAGAGUAAAAAAAAGAGUAAUAAUGAAUCUAAAGAUGAAGUUUUUUUUACUUCAACUAAUAUGAGAAAUUACAAAAAUGGUUUAGAAAACUGUAGUGAAUUAAAUAAUUUUACAAAAAAAAGAGCUCAAAUGGAAAUAUUCUUACAUAACCAAAUUAAUUGUUACGAUAUGUUAUUAGAAAUUCAUAAAAGAAUUCCUCUCUGGGGAGAAUAUGAAGCAAACUUUUUUUUCCAUUGGAGAAAGAUCAUGACAUUAAAUAAUGAAGAAUUAAAAAUAUAUAUAUUGAUAUUUAGAUCAUUAAGUAUAGAAACUAUAAAGCAUCUAGAUUUUUAUAUUUUAAAAAUAAUUAUAGGAGAAUUGGAUGAAUUAAGAAAAGUUCAUGAACCGAAUUAUAAUCCUUUUAUAUUUACAGAAGAUUAUAUAAAAAAUUAUGAUUUAACUUUUCAAAAAAGUUCUGAUAUUUAUGUUAAUAUGAAUGAAUUUAUGCAACCAUGGUAUGUGAGGAAUAAUAAUAAAUCCUUGGAUAUCAAGAAAUUUUUAAAUUCAUUAGAUAUUUUAGAAAAUCAAAAACAAAGAUCUUACAUUAUUCAAGCAAUGGAAAUACCUUCACAUAUUUUCGAGAUGUGCAAUGGAACAAAUAAAGAAGAAAAAACGGAAAAAAUAGAAAAAACAGAUGUACAACCUGAAAUAAACAAAACUUCAAAAAAAGUCAAAAAAGACAAUGCAAAAAAAAGAGAAAAUAAUAAAAUAAAAAAUUUAAAAUCAUCAAUAAAUUCAAGACCAAAAAAAAGAACAGGUUAUUAUGCUCUUGAGAUUGAUGGUGUUAUUGCAUCAUUUGAAGCAAGAAAAGGAGUUUAUUACGAUAAAUCAAGAAAAUUGUGGAGAGCAAACUGGAAGGAAAAUGGCAAAAUACAAACUAAAGGAUUUUCAGUUAAUGAAUAUAAAUCCGUUCAGUUAGCUAGACAAAAAGCAAUUGAAUGGAGAGAAAAAAAAGAAGCUGAACUUUUAUUAUGA